Messenger RNA from Drosophila ficusphila, 8524 nucleotides. RefSeq lists its product as uncharacterized. NCBI's taxonomy places the organism in Eukaryota, Metazoa, Arthropoda, Insecta, Diptera, Drosophilidae. Gene Ontology annotation, molecular function: guanyl-nucleotide exchange factor activity; G protein-coupled receptor binding. Gene Ontology annotation, cellular component: cytoplasm. Gene Ontology annotation, biological process: G protein-coupled receptor signaling pathway. The record is from RefSeq and is a predicted model, not a curated record. Bases 484 to 8190 code for a protein of 2568 amino acids. The transcript has 24 exons.
UAUGCCCGAUUCUCUGCGCUCUUUUCCGUCAUUUACAAUUUUCAAGCUGAAAAGAAAAGAACGUCGUGUGCGUGUUGAUGGCGCGAUAAGUGGAAAAAUAAAAACAAUUUUUGCAGCUUUUGUGAAAUGCAUUUAGUGGCAAUACGAGUGCGUUUACCCGUCUAAAGUUUAAGUGAAAAGUAUCAGUGCAAAUAACAUACAUAUUUAAAACCCAUUCAAAAAGUGCAACAAAACGCAAAAAAACAGAACUAAAGCUACAGAAAAUCAACGCAAUUAAAUCACUUCUGGCAUAAUUUUGGUUCCGUUUAAACAGCUAAUUUAAAAAUAGCUGCGAAAACAUUCCGCUACCGUUGGUGAUUGGUCCAAAACCCAAUGCGAAAAAUUCCCCCAGGAAUCCUUCGAUUUUAAGUGGCUUACGCAUGCCUUUAAAUUUGCAGUUUUGCACCCCAAAAGCAGCCAUCAAAAGCCAUCGCAGAAAACCCUAUGGAUGACCCAUCAAUCAAAAAACGGUUAAUAGAUUUGUAUACUGACGAACAUGAAUACGAUGAAGUUCAGGAGCUGCCAGAAGAGUCAAGCAUUCAGCCCCCGGAGUCAUCAGCGAGCAAUCCGAACACGAACGGUGCCAGACACUCAGGUCCUGGAACUGCAACUGGAGCAGGCACAUCCGCGGUUGCGCCCCAGUCACCAGCAAUUGUUGUGGAUUCGGUUCCCGAGCUGCCAGCGCCCAAGCAGAAAUCAGUGAAGAACUCAAAGAGCAAGCAAAAACAGAAGCAAUUGUCCAACAAGUCGAAGAUACCGCGAUCCCCUUCGCUAGCGAGCAGUCUGAGCAGUCUGGCCAGCAGCCUCAGUGGUCACCGGGAUCGGGACAAAGACCGGGACAAGGAUCGGGAUCGGGAGAACCACCAGUCCGUGCCACCGCAGACCCCGCCGUUGCCAGCGAGCUACAAGCAGAGCCAGAUGAAUGGUGACACCACAACUGCAGCUGGCGGUGGUGGUGUUCUGUCUGCUCCAGCCACGCCCACAUCCGCAAAUAAUAACAAUGCCAGCAACAGCAACAACAACAACAACGGCAGCAUAAUGGGCGGGGGCGUGCAAUUGAAUCAAUCGGACAACGGCAACCCCGUUCUGCAGGCGCCGGGGGAGCGCAGCAGUCUCAAUCUGACACCACUUGCCCGGGACCUGGGUGGUGGGCAUUCCCAGGAGCCCACGACGCCAGCGACCACGCCGACGACGCCGAGCCAAGCAUUACCAAAAAGUUUUCAGUAUUUAACCCUGACUGUGCGCAAGGAUGGCAACGGAUACGGAAUGAAGGUUUCCGGUGAUAAUCCUGUGUUUGUGGAAAGCGUUAAGCCUGGCGGAGCCGCCGAGGUUGCCGGCCUGGUUGCUGGCGAUAUGAUACUAAGAGUAAAUGGCUAUGAAGUGCGCCAGGAGAAGCAUCCAACGGUAGUUGGCCUUAUAAAAGCCUCUACCACAGUGGAGUUGGCCGUGAAGCGAAGUCAGAAGCAGACGCGACCGACUUCGGUGACCGUGGUAACGCCCUCGACACCAAUUCUUUCUGGACGAGAUCGCACUGCUUCCAUUACUGGUCCGCAACCAGUGGAUAGUAUCAAACGGCGGGAGAUGGAGACGUACAAGAUCCAGACGUUGCAGAAAAUGCUGGAACAGGAGAAACUGAAUCUGGAGCGUUUGAAGAGCGAUCAGAACAACCCGAGCUACAAGCUGUCGGAGGCGAACAUCCGUAAGCUGCGCGAGCAACUCCAUCAAGUGGGAGCCGAGGAUGCACCGACUGUCAAACUUCAGGCGGCCGCUGGCAAUAAGAACACAGCAUUACUAACGCCCAACCAAAUCCAACACUUGUCCGCGUCCGCCACUCACAGCAAUCAGCAAUUCCAUCAUCUUCACCACCACCACAAUCUCCACAACAACAAUUAUCCGCCACAGCAACAGCCAGCAAGCACCUCACCCGCAUUCCUCUCCCUCCUGCCGCGUUCCCUGUCGUCCUUGUCGCUGGGCACGCGCAAAAACAAGAUCGAAAAGGACCUAACGACUCCAUCUCCGUUCGGCUUGACCGCGGACUUCCUGCAGCAGCAGCGGAUGAGCCACCAGGCGGAGGCCAUGUCGCAGUCGAUGCAUCAGCACACCAGCACUCCAACCUCGCAGCACCCGUACUUCCAUGCGCACCAGCAGCAGCAGCAUCGGUUCAAGGACUCCGGACCUUCGAAGGGCAAGAACAAGUUCUUGAUAUCGCGGAGUUUGAUCGAGGAGGAUGUGCCGCCACCGCUGCCGCAGAGGAAUCCCCCACGACAGUUGAACCUGGACCUAAAGAACGGAAAUGCAUCACCGGGAGGCUCGCAUCUGGUGGCUCCUGUCUCCGAUCUGGAUCGUGCCACAAGUCCCCAGUUAAACAGGUCGCAACAGCAGCCACUGCCCAGCAGCACAGACAACAGUCCGAGCAACGCCAAGUCCAAGCGUUCCAAGAUCAAAACGAAGGCAUUGUCCGACCCCAAGAUGUCCACCCAAAUGUUCCUGCAAAUGGAAUCGGCCUGCGCCGCGGGACAAGCCGGAGGAUCCAUCGAAGUGGAUGGAGGCCCGCCGCCGUUGCCGCCCCGAUUGCCUGGCAUGAUGACUGAGGACAUGAGCCGCGGCAGCUGCCAGAAUCUCGCUCAGCCCAAUUCCGUGGGCGCCAGCUUUAACUAUCCCCUGGUCUCCACCACCACGGCGGUGCAGAACGACAUCCCGAACAUUGCCUUCCCUCUGUCCCAGCGACCCAACAUUGUGCAGCAGCUGCAGCACUAUCAGCAGCAGUUGAGCGGUGGUGGCCAGGCCACAGGCGCUCUGGGACUGACACCGAAUUCUGUCAAGAACAAGCAUCGUCGAGUGGGAUCUUCACCGGAUAACAUGCAUCCAAGACAUCCGGAUCGUUUAACGAAAACCACUUCGGGUUCUUGGGAGAUUGUUGAGAAGGAUGGUGAAUCCUCCCCACCCGGGACUCCGCCGCCGCCAUAUUUGUCCACCUCCCACAUGACCGUCCUCGAAGAUCCCAACGAAAAUUGUCGCGGAGCAGGAGCAACUGGGCCAGGUGUCUUUAUCGAGUCGCAUCAGUUUACGCCGAUGGCAGGGGCCUCCUCUCCGAUCCCGACGUCUCUACAUUCCGGCCCAAUACAGGCCGCCCAGUCGAAUGACACGCAAAAGGAGAUCAUUUCAAUGGAGGACGAGAACUCCUCGGAUAUUGAGGAGCCCUUCAUCGACGAGAACGGGCCGUUCAACAAUCUGACUCGCUUGUUGGAGGCUGAGAACGUCACUUUCCUAGCCAUCUUCCUGAACUACGUGAUCUCGAACUCCGAUCCUGCGCCACUUCUCUUCUACCUGAUCACCGAGCUGUACAAAGAGGGCACCUCGAAGGACAUGCGCAAGUGGGCCUACGAGAUCCACUCCACGUUCCUCGUGCCGCGCGCUCCGCUGUCAUGGUAUCGCCAGGACGAAUCGCUCGCCCGAGAGGUGGACAAUGUUUUGCAGUUGGAGUACGACAAGGUGGAGAUCCUACGCACCGUCUUCCUACGCAGCCGCAAGCGUGCCAAGGACCUGAUAAGCGAGCAGCUGCGUGAGUUCCAACAGAAGCGCACCGCCGGUCUGGGCACCAUAUACGGACCCACCGAUGCCCACCUGGCUGAGGCGAAGACGGAUAAGUUGAAGGAGCAAAUCAUCGAUAAAUAUUUGAUGCCCAAUCUGCACACGCUGAUUGAGGAUGAGAACGGUUCCCCGCCGGAGGAUGUGCGCAAAGUGGCCCUGUGCUCGGCUCUCUCCACGGUCAUCUACCGGAUCUUUAAUACUCGUCCGCCGCCAAGCAGCAUUGUCGAGCGAGUCCACCACUUUGUGAGCAGAGACAAGAGCUUCAAGUCACGUAUAAUGGGCAAAAAUCGCAAGAUGAAUGUUCGUGGUCAUCCAUUGGUAUUGCGUCAAUACUAUGAAGUGACGCACUGCAAUCAUUGUCAGACGAUUAUCUGGGGUGUGAGUCCGCAAGGUUAUCAUUGUACAGACUGUAAAUUGAACAUACACCGUCAAUGCUCGAAAGUAGUUGACGAGAGUUGUCCCGGACCCCUGCCCCAGGCAAAACGUCUAGCCCAUAACGACAAAAUCAGUAAAUUCAUGGGCAAAAUUCGACCGCGCAACAGCGACGUCAUUGGAAAUGAAAAGCGCAGUCGGCAAGAUGAGGAUUUGGAUGUGGAGUUGACUCCAGACCGUGGUCAGCCGUCGAUUGUGCGUCAACCCUCGGAUCGUCGCCCGGAUGCGAACGUAUCGAUACGCUCGAAUGGGAACACAUCCUGCAACACUUCGGCACUGAACACCACCGAGCUGCAGAGCUCGUUUCACGGCAGUUGCGCCAACGACAGUAUUAACCAAGGUGGUGGCGCCGGAUGCAACAUGGAUCUGUCCACCAGUGUGGCGUCCACGGCUCCGUCAAGCAGUGGAUCCGUAUCCGCCGGUCUGAGUGUGUUUGCCGAGCUGAACGCGCUGGAUGCCGUGGAUAAGGAUGCGCGAAGGGAACGUUACAGUCAGCAUCCGAAGCAUAAGAGCGCUCCGGUGUCCGUAAACCGCUCGGAAUCCUACAAGGAGCGCUUGUCCAACAAGAGGAACCGCAACAGUCGCCGCAAGACCUCCGAUCCAAGUUUGUCGUCGCGUCCCAACGAUGAGCAACUGGACCUGGGUCUUUCGAAUGCCAACUAUGUGGCCAGUUCCAAUUCUAGUCUCUCUUCAGCUGGCGGCAGCGAGAGUCCCAGCACUUCGAUGGAGCAUUUUGCUGGGGCUGGAGCAGCGGGUGGCCCCCAGGCACCGGCGGGUGGUUUCAACCAGAGUCAGCAUCCGCACCUGCUGAUCCAGCAGCAUGCCCAGCAGUAUUGCCAGCAGGAUUCCUUUCAGGCCGGAAUGGCAGGGGCCGGUGGAAGCAGUGCAGCCAGCAACUCGAGUUUCUGGAAUGCCGGCCACCCGUUGGCCAGGCAGUGGAAUCUGGAGAGCGACGACGAGGACGACGUCAACGAGGCAGACUGGAGCUCCAUGGUGGCAGCCGAGAUGCUGGCAGCUUUAACGGAUGCCGAAAAAAAGCGUCAGGAGAUUAUUAACGAGAUAUAUCAAACUGAACGCAACCACGUGCGCACCCUUAAGCUGCUGGACCGUCUGUUCUUCCUGCCACUCUAUGAGAGCGGCUUGCUGUCGCAGGAUCAUUUGCUUCUGCUGUUUCCACCCGCAUUGCUUUCGCUCCGUGAGAUUCACGGCAACUUCGAGCAGAGCCUGAAGCAGCGACGCAUCGAGCACAAUCACGUGGUGAACACCAUAGGGGAUCUGCUUUCCGAAAUGUUUGACGGUCAGUCCGGAGUGGUUCUCUGCGAGUAUGCGGCUCAGUUCUGUGCCCGCCAGCAAAUUGCCUUGGAGGCCUUGAAGGAGAAGCGCAACAAAGAUGAGGCGCUGCAAAAGCUGCUGAAGAAGUCGGAGUCGCACAAAGCAUGUCGCCGCCUGGAAUUAAAGGACUUGCUGCCCACUGUGCUGCAGCGCCUCACGAAGUAUCCUUUGCUGUUUGAAAACCUGUACAAGGUAACGGUGCGCUUGCUGCCGGAAAACACUAACGAAGCGGAGGCCAUCCAACGAGCCGUAGAGUCCUCGAAAAGGAUUCUCGUGGAGGUCAACCAGGCAGUGAAAACUGCCGAGGAUGCACACAAAUUACAAAACAUUCAGCGUAAGUUAGACAGAUCCUCCUAUGACAAGGAGGAGUUUAAGAAAUUGGACCUGACUCAGCAUCACCUCAUCCAUGACGGCAACCUGACGAUCAAGAAGAAUCCUAGCGUUCAGCUGCACGGCCUGCUCUUUGAAAACAUGAUUGUUUUGCUGACCAAGCAGGACGAUAAAUACUAUUUAAAGAACCUCUACACACUGCAUCUGAACAAUAGGCCGGUCAGUCCUAUUAUGAGCAUCGAUGCAGAGACCUUGGUGCGCCAGGAAGCGGCCGACAAAAAUUCCUUCUUCCUCAUCAAGACAAAGACAACACAAAUGUUGGAGCUGCGUGCGCCUAGCAGCUCUGAAUGCAAGACAUGGUUUAAGCACAUCUCGGAUGCUGCUGCCCGCCAGUCAAAGAACCGUUCGAAGAACGCGUCGAACAGCCAUGACACGAGCAUUAGUGACCCCGCUCUCACCGCUAUUCCGCAUUCCAACACCAAGGAGUCGUUGGAGCUGACCACCGAUUGUGCUCAGCCAAUGGCGGCGACAGCCACUGUGACCACCACGCCCUUGGCGCCGAUGCUACCGAUAGCCACGGUCACUCCGGCUCCGGCGACCAACAACAGCAACACCAGCUCCCUUACCGGAGUGCAGCUGCGCAAUCCUCAGAGGGAGACGGCAGCCAAUGAAUCUGAUGGGGAUUAUGUGAACUCACCUAAGCAGCGUUCGACCCAGAACGAUGUCAAUCGUUCCAUGUCCAUAAGAAGCACUGGGGAGCCAAGCCAUAAGUAUUCCGCGGGUGGAGCCGAGCCCAGCGACGUCACUCUGCGCCACUCUCAGUCGGCUAGGGAAUCGGCCAGGCCAGGAUCGACGGGAGAGGAGAGAAACUCCACCUACGGAAUGGUGGGAGGUCACUCCAAGCGCGACAGCGCCAGUAUUGUUUGCUCGAACAAUUCGAACAACACGCGCACCCUGCUGAUGCAGAGCCCAUUGGUGGACCCAACGGCCAUUCAGGUCAGCAUUAGUCCGGCGCACACCGCGGAACCUGUGUUGACGCCCGGCGAGAAGCUUCGCCGCUUGGACGCGUCCAUAAGAAGUGACUUGCUGGAGAAGCAGAAAAUCAUUUGUGAUAUCUUCCGUUUGCCCGUGGAGCACUACGACCAGAUAGUCGACAUUGCAAUGAUGCCAGAGGCGCCGAAAGACAGUGCAGACAUUGCCCUAGCUGCCUACGAUCAGAUUCAAACCCUGACCAAGAUGCUGAACGAGUACAUGCACGUGACGCCCGAACAGGAGGUCUCAGCGGUGUCCACCGUGGUCUGCGGCCACUGUCACGAGAAGGAGAAGCUGCGCAAGAAGGUGGCGCCGUCCUCGUCGUUUUCCUCAUCGCCGCCUCCACUGCCGCCACCAAAUAGACAGCUCGCCCAGGCGCAGGCGCAGAUCCCGCCGUCGCGGGUGAUGCCCAAACUACAAACCCUUGAUCUUGACGAAGUUGCCAUACACGAAGACGAUGACGGAUACUGUGAGAUCGAUGAGCUGCGCUUGCCAGCGAUUCCGCCGAAGCCACAUGACAGACCCACCACUCCUCUGGCGCCAUUCAAAACGGAGCACAAGUCUUCACAGCCUGUUAUUAUCGAGACCGCGAAACGUCAAAGCAUAGAUGCUGUUGGUCUUGCUGAGGGUCUUCCGGUGGAGAAUAAACAACCCGAAGCAGCGGACAACCUGGCAGAGAAGGAAGUUGAAUCUGAGGCGACAGAUAAGCUACCUACUACUACAAGUGAAUCAUGUAACCCAGAUAAGCAGAAAGUGGAGGAGGACCAUACUAAGAAAGCAACUGAAUCAACAAUCGCUGAUAGUGAGGCCUCAGCAACAACUGGAUCUGGGGAUGCACGACCAAGUCAGGGCAGCGAGUUAACUGCAGAUGAUGUGGAGAAGCCUGUGGCGGACAAAAAAGAGGACAACGAGAUAGCCAUCGAACAAGUCGCGGUACCCAAGGUCGAUAGCUCGACUCAGACAUCACCAAUAGAAGCGCCAAAAGAUGCGGAAAAGCCAACUGGAGGAUCGGGCAGCACCUGUGGGCCGAAUCGCAUCCAGCACGCCAGCGUGCUGGAGCCAAGUGUGCCUUGCCAUGCACUCAGCGGCAUUUUGACAGUACUGAAUGAGCAGAUUUCCAUGCUUUUGCCAAAAAUUAACGAACGCGAUAUGGAAAGGGAGCGAUUGCGAAAAGAGAAUCAACACCUUCGCGAGCUUUUAAGUGCGCUGCAUGAUCGACAACGAGUUGAUGAAGUAAAGGAAACUCAGUUCGAUCUUUCGAAGCUGAUGCAUGCCGAGGACGUAGAGUGUGACGAUGACAUUGACGCCAUUUCCAACAGUUCGCUGACGCCAACGCCGACGCCGAUUCCCACGGUCACGGCUUCACCGAGCCCCGGCGGCCAAGUUCAGACAGCGGAAGCCAUGAGAGUUAACAGCACUGAGGAUGAGGAAUAGGAAACUUGUUUAAUUUUUUUGUAUAAAAUACAUAUUUGUUCUUGUUUUCCCCCACGCAUUUGACCAAUUGAAUUGGCGGCGUCUACGUUUUACGAGUAGCCUUUCUUAGAGCAUGCCUUUUACUACUGUUAAUGUAGAUCCAUUUGUUUUCUUAAAAUAUUAUGUAUUCCACAAGAACCGAUAACACUUUGAAUUAAGCCUAACAAUGUCCCCUCGUAAAACUAAUUAAAUACAUAUAUAUAUGCAUAUUAUCGACUUAAAAAAUAUCAGCUUAAUACACAAUGUUUGAUACAUUUAUAAAGAACAAUAAACAAUAUAGUUAUUGAGAAGAAUA